This is a messenger RNA of Ascoidea rubescens DSM 1968, 1299 nucleotides long. It is a transcript of the gene CDC43, whose product is annotated as protein geranylgeranyltransferase type I subunit CDC43. Gene Ontology annotation, cellular component: CAAX-protein geranylgeranyltransferase complex. Bases 1 to 1299 code for a protein of 432 amino acids. NCBI's taxonomy places the organism in Eukaryota, Fungi, Ascomycota, Saccharomycetes, Ascoideales, Ascoideaceae. The transcript is spliced from 3 exons. Gene Ontology annotation, biological process: protein geranylgeranylation. The record is from RefSeq and is a predicted model, not a curated record. Gene Ontology annotation, molecular function: CAAX-protein geranylgeranyltransferase activity.
AUGGUUUCACUUCCUUGUUCUUUGAAAGUUGCAAAAGAUAACACAGCUAAGAUUUAUGAUAGAAAUGGUAAAUAUCAUGGGAAGAAGCAGUAUAAUGAGGGUACAAUUGAUGAUGGCGAGUUAAAAUUUCAUUUGAAAAAGCAUUUGAAUUAUUUUAGAAUGUUAUUGAAUUUCUUGCCCAAUGCAUUUCAAUCUAAUGAUCCAAUUAAGAUGUCGGUUAUAUAUUUUAAUUUAAUUGGGUUAGAUUUGUGUAAAGGAGUUGAAGAAUAUAAUAAUAAAUUAUUUAAAACUAAGAAAGAACGGUCUAUAAUAAUAGAUUUUAUUUACAAGCAUUUGGUGGAAUCGGGUGAAGGGUUUAGAGGAUCAGUCAAUUUAAAAUUGCCAUUAGUUGACAGAUCAAAUGAAAUGAACGAAUCAUUAAAGAUUGUUGGGAAUUACGAUCCAGCUAAUUUAUCUCAGACUUAUUUUGCACUUUGUAUAUUAUUAACAUUAAGAGAUGAAAGUAUGAGUCAAAGAAUUGAUAGAUUUCAAAUUUUAUCGUAUCUUAAAAGAUGCCAAUUACCCAAUGGAAGUUUUAAACCACUUUUAGAUAUAUAUGGUAAACCAUUUGGGGAAAAUGAUUUAAGGUAUUGUUUAAUAGCAUGUUCUAUCCGUAAAAUUCUACAAAUUGACAAGAUUUAUGAAAUUGAAGAGUUGAAAAAAGUGGAUAUAAAUAUUGAAAAUUUAUAUGAAUAUGUUUUAAGUUGCACUAACUAUGAAGGAGGGUUUGGUGGUGAGCCCUUUGAUGAACCUCAAGCUGGAUUGACCUUUUGUGGGAUAGCAAUAUUAAAAUUAAUCAAUAAAUUAGAUUCCAAAGAGACAAAUAGUAGAAUAAAUUAUCACAAAUUAGUUAAAUGGUUGUGUCAAAGACAAAUUUGGUAUAACAAAUACAACAAGCAAGAGUUAGAUGAAGGCGAUAAUGGAAUUUACGAUAAUGGGGGAUUUAAUGGGAGAACCAAUAAGGCAUCAGAUACGUGUUAUGCAUUUUGGUGCUCAGCAUCUUUAAAGUUAUUAAAAUUGGAAAAAUUGAUUAACGUUAAAGGGGUUGAAUUAUAUUUAUUAAACGAAACUCAGGAUGAAAUCUUAGGAGGGUUUAUGAAGAACCGAAAGAGCGAUUAUUGCGAUCCAUUACAUAGCUGUUUAGCAGUUGCAGCGUUGAAGUUGUUGGACAGCGAAUAUGUCAGGGAGUUGAAGGAUAUCGAUGAGAGUUUGGUGAUAUCGAAAGAUGCCUUAAACUUUAUGGAGCAGUUGAAAUGGUGA